AUGAAUUCAGCCUCAUCACCGUCGUCUCUUCCUCUCCACAUCUCCACCGUCCACACAUCUCGUGCCACAAUCAACCGCUUCCAGUCCCUCCUCCACCUUACAUCCAUCUUCGCCUUGCUCUACUACCGCCUCUCCGAAAUCACCACCGCCGCCACACCUUCCUCUCUCUUCUCCCUGUUCCCAAUCUUGGCCGCCGAGCUGAUCCUCUCGACCAUCUGGCUCUGCUACCAAGCUUUCCUAUGGCGCCCUGUUUUCCGAACCACUUUCCCCGACAGGCUUCCCCGCGAGGAGGCCGCGCUUCCUCCGAUCGAUGUGUUCGUAUGCACCACGGAUCCGGAGAAGGAGCCGCCCUGGGAGGUGAUGAACACCGUGGUGUCGGCGAUGGCUCUGGAUUACCCGCCGGGGAAGCUCUCUGUUUAUGUCUCCGACGAUGGGGGGUCGAUUGUGACAUUGAGCAGCUUGAAGGCUGCCCGGAGGUUUGCGAGGUGUUGGGUUCCGUUUUGCCAGAGGUUUGGGAUCGAGUGUCGAUGUCCCAGGGCUUACUUUUCAGGGCGCCCGGAGAAGGAGGGGGAUGGUGGCGGUAAGAGUUUGGAGUGCUUUGAAGUGGAGAAGAUGAAAGUUGAGGCGAAAUACGAAGAGUUCAAAUGCAGCGUGGCCAAGGCAGUCGAAAACGGCGCUGCAACAAUUGCCACCUUCAACCCCCGUGAUCAUUCUCCGACGAUUGAGGUGAUACAGGACGAUUCCGGCGAUGAUGAAUACGAAACCAGCCGAGUCAAGUGCCCUCUGCUCGUCUAUGUUGCUCGGGAGAAAAGGCCUUCCUCGCCUCACCAUUUCAAAGCAGGAGCACUCAAUGUUCUUCUUAGGGUUUCCGGGAUCAUGACCAACUCCCCAUAUGUACUGGUUCUGGAUUGUGACAUGUAUUGCAAUGACCCAACAUCUGCUAAACAGGCAAUGUGCUUCCACCUUGAUCCUGAGAUUUCACAUAAGUUGGCUUUCGUUCAGUUCCCUCAGAAAUUUCACAGCUUAAGCGAGAAUGAUAUCUAUGAUGGCCAGAUGAGGACGUUGUUCGUGGUGAGAUGGCCUGGAAUGGAUGGGGUUCAGGGACCAAUUUUAUCUGGCUCUGGAUUCUAUAUCAAGAGAGAGGCACUAUAUGGCAAUGUUUCAAAGAAAGAUAUCCCACAAUUGAAGCAAUGUUUUGGGGAUUCAAAUGACUUUAUCUCGUUUGUUAAACAAAGCAAUCGACAUAAUCUCUUUCAUGGAGCAGAGGUGCCAAUCGACCUCCUAGAAGAAGCCCAUUUCCUUGCCCAAUGCUCCUACGAGAGAGAGACUUCAUGGGGCAAAGAGAUAGGAUUUCGAUACGAGUCUGUAGUGGAGGAUUACUUCACAGGAUUCAUGCUACAUUGCAAAGGUUGGACUUCUGUGUACUGUACUCCUUCAACACCUGCAUUCUUGGGCAGCAGUCCCACAAACUUGAACGACACAUUAGUUCAAAACAGUCGAUGGAAUAGUGGGUUGUUCGAGGUCGUGCUCUCAAAGUUUUCUCCUUUAAUCUAUGGGAUGAGUCAAAAGAUGUCGCUGCUCCAGACCUUGUGCUAUGGGUAUUGUGCCCUCCAGCCACUGUAUUCCUUCCCAGUUUGGUGUUUGUCUACCUUGCCUCAACUCUUUCUCCUAAAUGGCAAAUCGUUGUACCCCAGUGUAUCGUCUCCAUGGUUCAUGGUCUUUGCCUUAAUAUUUAUAUCUUCUUCCUUGGGGCACUUGAGAGAUGUCCUAGUAACAGGAGGCUCAAUCCAGACAUGGUGGAACGAACAAAAAUUAUGGAUGAUUAAGUCAGUUACAGCUUACACGUACGGUUGUUUGGACGCCAUCCUGAAAUCCGUUGGGGCAAGAAAAGCAAGUUUCAUUCCAACAAGCAAGGUUGUUGAUGAUGAAGAGGUCAAAUUAUACAAAAUGGGAAAGCUAAACUUCAACACAUCACCCAUGUUCCUUACUCCGAUUGUCACUUUAGUGGUUUUGAAUGCUCUUGCACUCUUUGGAGGAGUUGCUAGGAUAUCUAUCUUCGUUGGAAGCUGGAAGCAGAUGUGUGGACAAGUGCUACUUUCUGUUUACAUCUUCGUAAUGAGCAUGCCUGUGAUUGAGGGUAUUUUAUGGAGGACGGAUCAUGGACGAGUUCCAAUCUCUGUCACCCUCUUUUCUCUACUUCUUGCUCUAACUAUAUGCCUAGGCUCGAUUGCUCUUUUGAACUAAGCCAUCUAUAACUUUCUGUUCAAUCAUGCACUAAUGUCAAAGUCGUAUCAACUUCUUGUUUGCAUGCAUUCAAACUACAAAUUUAAGAGUUACAUUGUGU
Messenger RNA from Linum tenue, 2344 nucleotides. The record is from the annotation of a GenBank genome assembly. Lineage: Eukaryota; Viridiplantae; Streptophyta; Magnoliopsida; Malpighiales; Linaceae.